CCAUCUUAUGCAAAUCGAAUGUACCCUUUUGGCGUAACAGAUAAACGGGCCAAAAAGCCUGUAAAUAUCCGGGAACCGUUCACCUGAGAUUUUUGGCGAACGACAGAGAUGGUGGGGGAAGAGAGGAAGCAGAGGUUGACUUGGUCGCGGGCGGAGAGAGAGGAGUAGGAGAGCAGAGAAGAGAAAAGAAGAGAAGGGGGCCAGAAUGACACGGUUCGUGUGUUGCUCAUUGUUUUGCGGAAGGUGUGGUGGUAGGGCGCAAUGGUGUUAACUGCGUAUUUACUAAACGAUGCAGGUGUGGUGGUAGCCGUUCUAGACGUCAGAUGCCAGUGACGAAGGAAGUGGGUUUCAUUGGUAGUGGUCGGAGGUGGUGGUAGUGAGCGCGCGGCACACUUCGCGCUUCUCUUUUGUAAGUUCUCACAGUAUCACGCACCUCGGGUUACUCUCGCAGGUGAAACAAACCGUUCCUCUGUUCCGUCGCGGAAUUAUUUCUCUUUCUCCAUGAUCGUUCUCUAACCGUGUUUACAAAGGAUCGAGAGCGUCCAAAUGCGUUCAACCGCGAGAGACGGCCUUGGCCUUGCGACUGUUGCAACUGUGCUAUGCCAUUGAGACCAUAAACCCCGAAGGAAGAUACAGGAGGUGUCUAGCCUUGCCACGUGCUUGCUGACGAUUCCUCAGACCUUUUUUACCUCUGCUCUCCACGUUGUUUGCUCCUGCUCUGCGGUCGUCUUCGCUGAAUCAGAAUGUCUCAAGUGAUUUUGCUGUUUGCCUUCGUGUUUGGAGCGUUUCAUGGAACUUCAGCUGCCUCGCAACACGUCAACAAGGAUCUCUCCAGUUCUCUCAACCAGUACAAUGCUCGUUUUCACGCGUACGAAGAGCCGUACAGUAUCGACUUCACUUACCAUAAUUACGACCAAAUGAGCCGUUUUCUGCGAACAACGUCGCUUCGUUUCCAGAACUUAACUGCCUUGUACUCUAUCGGGAAAUCUGUGAAAGGUCGAGAUUUGUGGGUAAUGGUUGUCUCUUCCUCGCCGUAUGAGCACAUGAUCGGUAAACCUGAUGUGAAGUACGUAGCCAAUAUACAUGGAAAUGAAGCUGUGGGUCGUGAAUUAAUGUUACAUCUGAUUCAUUACUUUGUGACGAAUUAUGGAUCGGAUCCAUACGUUACGUGGCUCCUAGACAACACUAGAAUUCAUAUUCUUCCAUCGAUGAACCCCGAUGGGUUCGAGGUUUCAAAGGAAGGAUACUGUGAAGGGGGCCAAGGCAGGUAUAAUGCUCGUGGAUUUGAUUUGAACCGCAAUUUCCCGGACUAUUUCAAGCAAAACAAUAGGAAAAGCCAACCGGAAACGGAGGCUGUUAAGGAAUGGGUAUCGAAAAUCCAGUUCGUAUUAUCUGGGAGCUUACACGGAGGUGCCUUAGUCGCCAGUUAUCCGUUCGAUAACACGCCUAAUUCACGCAAUUCAGUGUUUCAGAGUUACACUUCAGCGCCAAGUAUAUCGCCUGAUGACGACGUCUUUCAACACCUGUCGCUGGUAUAUUCGCAAAACCAUGGUUCUAUGUACCAAGGACUGCCCUGUUCGUCGUCACAACCGGGAUUCAAAAAUGGUAUCACUAAUGGCGCGCAAUGGUACCCACUUACUGGAGGAAUGCAAGACUUUAACUACGUAUGGAACGGAUGCAUGGAGAUCACAUUAGAACUUUCAUGCUGUAAAUAUCCACCAGCUACCGAUUUACAAUUUUACUGGGACGAAAAUCGCGCAGCUCUUAUUAAGUUCCUAGCAGAAGCUCACAGAGGAGUACGUGGGUUUGUCAUCGAUGAAAAUGGAAAUCCAAUCGAAAGAGCGUCCAUUAAAGUAAAAUCGCGAGACGUCAGUUUUCUUACCACAAAAUAUGGCGAAUUUUGGAGAAUUUUAUUACCAGGAGUAUACAAACUCGAGGUAUACGCGAACGGAUACCUUCCGCGAGAAGUAGAAUUUAGAGUAGUAGAACAACAUCCAACGUCUUUCAACGUAACGCUACAUAGGACAAGCAGACAUCAAACUGAAGAUGAAAAUACAUCGAGCUUCUACAAUGGAAACAGGGAUCAAGGUCAUCGAGAUCAUGUGAUACAUUUUCGACCACAUCCUGGGACCAACACGGCUGCCGACACAAAUAGUGGAAUUUUCUCAUCCCUCAGUAACGGAUUUAAUUCAUUCGUCAGUAAUUGGUGGCGCAUUGAGUCCACCAAUAUCACCAGAUUCUAGUUGUUUCAGAAGGCGAAACAGAGCCGCAGCUUCUCUGAUGCGACUAAAUUCGAUACAAAAUGCUUGUACCUCAAUAAAAAGUUCCUUCAC
Messenger RNA from Colletes gigas, 2333 nucleotides. RefSeq names its product carboxypeptidase M-like. Gene Ontology annotation, molecular function: zinc ion binding; metallocarboxypeptidase activity. Gene Ontology annotation, biological process: proteolysis. NCBI's taxonomy places the organism in Eukaryota, Metazoa, Arthropoda, Insecta, Hymenoptera, Colletidae. Gene Ontology annotation, cellular component: cell surface. The transcript has 10 exons. Bases 744 to 2243 code for a protein of 499 amino acids. The record is from RefSeq and is a predicted model, not a curated record.